AUGAUAGAAGAAAAAGAAGAACAAAAACAAGAACAAGAAGAACAACAAUUAGAAGAAGAACAAGAAGAAGAAGAACAAGAAGAAGAAAAAGAAGAACAAGAGGAAGAAGAAGAAGAGGAAAAAGAAGAAGAAGAAGAGGAAGAGGAAGAAGAAGGAAAAACCUCUUUUACUUUUGUUGUGAAGUUAACUAUAGAAGGAAAUCAUUACAACAUACCUAUUAGGCAAUCAAUUUGA
This is a messenger RNA of Schistosoma curassoni, 234 nucleotides long. The record is from the annotation of a GenBank genome assembly. Lineage: Eukaryota; Metazoa; Platyhelminthes; Trematoda; Strigeidida; Schistosomatidae.